This is a messenger RNA of Purpureocillium lilacinum, 1302 nucleotides long. RefSeq lists its product as uncharacterized. The record is from RefSeq and is a predicted model, not a curated record. Gene Ontology annotation, molecular function: hydrolase activity. NCBI's taxonomy places the organism in Eukaryota, Fungi, Ascomycota, Sordariomycetes, Hypocreales, Ophiocordycipitaceae.
AUGUCGGCUCCGUCGGAUGUCUUCAAGUCCGUUCUGGGCAAGCAUAGACCGGACCCCAAAACAUACGAGAAGUUGUUCCGCGACUUUCAUCGGCACCCCGAGCUAUCCUUUGCCGAGAAAGAGACAGCUUCUAGAAUCGUUGCCCACCUCAAGACUCUGUCUGGGGAUCUGGACAUUCGCACCGGCAUCGGCGGCACCGGCAUCAUCGCCAUUUGCAAGAACGGAUCCGGGCCAACCGUGCUCUUGCGCGCAGAUAUUGAUGGCUUGCCAAUCGAGGAGAAGACGGGCCUGGACUAUGCGUCCAAGCAUACCAUGCGAGAUGUCGACGCAGAUAACGCUGUCAAACCGGUGAUGCAUGCCUGCGGCCACGACUUUCACAUCACAUGCAAUCUCGGGGCCGCCGAAACGCUCAUCAAGGCGCGCGAUGCGUGGGCCGGGACAGUCAUCUUUCUGUUCCAGCCAGCCGAGGAGCGCGGCCGGGGUGCCCAGGCCAUGGUCGACGACGGCCUCUAUGAUGCCAAAAAGCACGCCUGCCCAAUCCCAGACAUAGUUCUAGGACAGCAUGUGUUUUCCGUCAUCAGGGCAGGGACUGUCAUGACCAAGUCCGGCCCCAUACUCAGCGCCGCCGACAACUGGCGCAUCACGGUGUUUGGCAAGGGCGGGCACGGCAGCAUGCCGCACCUGUGCGUUGAUCCAGUGGUGAUUGCGGCUCACAUCGUGGUGAGGUUCCAGACACUCGUCAGCCGUGAGCUGCCUCCAGACGAAGCCGGCGUCGUGACUGUCGGAAGCCUGAAGGCGGGCGAAACGGUCAACGUCAUAAGCGACCAGGCCAUCAUCCAGGUGAACGUCAGAUCGGUCAGCGAGCAGUACCGCAAGGUCAUGCUGGACGGGAUCAAGCGGAUCGUCCAGGCCGAGUGCGACGCAGGCCGGUCGCCUAAACCGCCCGUCUUCGAGUUCCUGGAUUCUUACCCUCUUACUGUCAACGACAAGGACAUGACUCAGAAGAUUCAGAAGAGCUUCGCGACAUAUUUUGGCGAAAGACAUAUUAUCAGCGACAAGGCGGCGUCUGGCAGCGAAGACUUCCAGAUCCUGGCGUCCUCCGUGGGAAAGCCUUCUGUGUUCUGGGGUUGGGGAGGAGCUGAGGCUAGCGUCUACGACAAGCACGAGAAAGAAGGAACGUUGAAUGACAUCGCUGUCAAUCAUUCGGCGUAUUUCGCGCCGGCCAUUCACCCGACGUUGGAGACGGGGAUUGAAGCAAUGACAGUGGCGGCGCUGACCUUUGUGGGAAAGGAUGGUAAUUGA